ACAUGUCUAUGGUCAGUGUCAUAAAAAAUUGAGAAAAAAAAAAAGAAAAGACUCCCAAAACACGAUAUCUGAGCUCACGUCACACGUCUUCGGGAUGAUGACAGUUGAAAUUUUUCGUUGAAAUUUCUUCAGAGUAUCGCAAACAAAUCACACUGGUCCGAAGGAAGUGCUUUAAAAUGAUAUAGUGAACUGCAUUGAAUGGGUUGGUUUUUGUUCGUGAAAGAAUUUUGACGGUGCAAAUCUGUGAUUAUUAUCACAACGAUGGAUGUCGACAAUGACUUCGAUCAGCAUUUGCUGCAGCAAUUCAGUUGCAUGGGGACUACUGAUAAGGAUGACCUGGUCAAGCAGUUGCAGAGAUUAUUGGCAGGGAGUCAGCUCAAUGAAGCAACAGCCACGUUUUUCCUGGAUAUGAACAAUUGGAACCUUCAAGCAGCUAUAUGCAGUUACUUCGAUUACGAAUCGCCGUUCAAAUUACCCUGUAUGACACUUCUUUGUGACAGUACGAUUGGCGAGGGUGAAUCAGUAUCACCCAAUACGAAAUUUCGUAAAUCAUGGCGAGUGCAGAACUCUGGAACUGAUCCAUGGCCAGAGGGCAUUUGUUUGUUGCAUACCGGUGGUGUUGUGAUGGGGGAUUGCACAAGGGUAGAAGUGCAAGCAUUAGCACCAAAGGAUACUACCGAAUUGAGUGUUGUCUUAACGAGUCCUAGUGAACUAGGAACGUUUCAGAGUAAAUGGAGAAUGAUGACUGCUUCUGGAUCCUAUUUUGGAGAUGUUAUUUGGGUGAUUGUGACUGUAAGUGAAGCAGGGACACUUGCUGUAACUCAACAACUGCAUCAGCUAAGUACUUCACAGUCCAAUGAUGUACAAAUGUGCUAGCCCCCCUUGUCCCCGAACUCCACGAUAUAUUCCUAAAUUUUUCUCUACAAAACCCUUGAAGAAGAUACAUCUAUUUUAUAAAAAAAAUACAAUAAAACAAUCUUAGGAUAAAUUCAGAGAACGUACUACGAUUAAUUCGUUAAUGAAGGCACUUGUUCCAUUUAUCGACAAUGAGAACAGAACAGUAAAAAAUAUGUAGUUGGAAUGCUCAGGUCCGCCAAGUAAUUUUAUUGUCCCAGCGGCCCUUUAACAAUAUUAAAUCGCUCCAACGAUGAGACGAUAAAAUUAACCUGGCCGUGAUUUUUUUCUUCAUUAUGUAUUGAAGCAAUCCCGAGCUCGUGUGACGUAGAUUCAAUGGCAGCCUCGAGGAAAUAUUGCUAUAUAAAUAGUAAACUUUUAAGAUAUCUUCGAUAUUACUAUAAAAAUUAGUUGAUCUUUACUUUUUUCAAUCAGGAAUAGUGAAAAUACAGGAGUUUCACAUUUUGUAAUAAUAUUCGAUGAUUCAAUCAGUGAUUUUGAUGGUUAAUCAGUCGUUGGAAAUGAUAACGGAUUAAUUAUUGCUCAUAAAUGCUUAUAUUUUACCGCAAAACAACGUUUUACGGUUCUUGGUAAUUGCAGAGGAGAGAUGAAGGAAAUUGGAUGUUUUUCAUUUUUUUAGAUAAAUAAAUCGGCAAUUCUUCCUUUCUUUACAAGCAGAAAUGGAGAGAGUAAACUUCAAUGAAUUUCACUGAUUUCCAAAGUUUUUUGUGGCUUCGAAUUUGAAUUAAAUUGAUCUACAUUAUAUGGUUAGACCAGAAACAUAUUAAUUGGAAAAAAAAAAUAUUCAUUGAUAUGAAUAUUGAUAUUUUAUCGAAGUAACAAAUAUCUGCGUUAUUUUAUUCUCCUUUGAAGAAUUUGAAUCGAGUAAUCAUGUGUAUGACGGUUAUUUUUCCCCUCAAUUUUUUUUAGCUUCACUUAUGUCCUAUUCCCGAGUUUAGUGAACGAAUGAAAUACUUAUUUUUAAAAUGGAUAAUGUGAUAAUGGAGCGUCUCAAUUGUACGUGGUCAGUGGAUGAUAUGUUUACUUUUAGAGACAGAGAUCUGUUAUUGAUUGUGCAACUGAUCUGUAUGGCGCGUUAGUCUU
Messenger RNA from Fopius arisanus, 1998 nucleotides. RefSeq lists its product as uncharacterized. The record is from RefSeq and is a predicted model, not a curated record. Lineage: Eukaryota; Metazoa; Arthropoda; Insecta; Hymenoptera; Braconidae. Gene Ontology annotation, biological process: macroautophagy. The coding region runs from base 262 to 876 and encodes 204 amino acids. Gene Ontology annotation, molecular function: ubiquitin binding. The transcript is spliced from 3 exons. Gene Ontology annotation, cellular component: phagophore assembly site.